CUCAAGUAUUGUUGUGUCUACUGACAAUAUGAAUAUGAAGCCCUUUAUCUUCUUAUGUUCUCUUUCUGUUGUGGUUCUAAUUUCUGUAGUGUCAGCUGACAAGCUAACCGAAGAUGAAAUCAGAGCUGCUCGUGGAAUUCAUGCAAGUCUUGUGGGGUGUGUUAGAAAACAAGAAAAUCUUGUAAAUGGUGAGAUGUUGAACAUGGAAGCUUAUCAUACAAACUGCAAAGGAAAUACAGGAGGCAGUGGCGAAUAUGGUGGCAGUGGAUCUAGUGGUGGCAGUUCGGGCGGUGGCGUUGGUGGUGGCGGAGGCGGAAGUGGUGGAAGUGGAGGAGGAGGUUAUAGUGGUGGUGGAAGUUCGGGCGGUGGCGGUGGCGGAGGCAGUGGUGGUGGUGGAAGUGUAGGAGGGAGUUAUGGUGGUGGUGGUAGUGGAGGAGUUGGUGGUGGAAGUGGCGGAGGUGGUAGUGAAGGUGGUGGAAGUGGUGGAGGUGGUUAUGGUGGGGGUGGAGGAAGUGGUGGUGGAAGCGGGGGAGGUGGUAGUGAGGGUGGAGGAAGUGGUGGUAGUGGAGGUGGUUACGGCGAUGGUGGAAGUGAAAGUGGUGGUGGAAGUGCAGGAGGUAGUGGUGAAGGUGGAGGAAGCAGUGGAAGCGGUGGUAGUGAAGGCGGAGGAAUUGGUGGAGGAGGUUAUGGUGGCGGAGGAAGCGGUGGUGGUGGCGGUGGAAGUGGAGGAAGUGGGGGAGGUGGUGGAAGCGGUGGAAGUGGUGGCGGAAGCGAAGUUGGAAGUGGCGGAGGUGGUUAUGGCAAUGGUGGAAGCGGAGGAAGUGGUGGUGGAAGUGGGGGAAGUGAUGGAGGAAGUGGCGGUGGAAGCGAAGGAGGAAGUGGUGGAAGCGGAGGAGGAGGUUACAACGGUGGUGGAAGUGGAGGAGGAGGUGGAGGUGGAAGCGGUGGUGAAGGUGGUGGAAGCGGAGCAGGAGGUUCUGAGGGUGGUUGUAGUGGAGGAGGAGGUGGUGGAGGUGGAAGCGGAGGAGGAAGUGGCGGGGGAGGUUAUGGGGGAAAUGAUAAUCACAAAGUAUCUAGCGGCCACCAUCGUCACCAUGGCCAUAAAGGAGGUGGUGGAAAAGGAGAAGGGGGAGGACAUUGAAGACUUGAUAAUGAAGUAUAUGUCAAUCAGAAUAAAGGAAAAAAAUCGAGCGGUUAAUGUGGAACCAAAAUUCAGGCUUCAAUAUAUUGUCACUAGUUAUUUACCAAACGUAAAUGUAGCUUUGGAUGCAUUAAAGUAAUGAAAUAAUUGGUUUCAUUGUUUUAUUUAUAUUUUAUGUUGAAUAUCUUUAAAGAAAUAAAAUAAUGAGGUUAUGUCCAUGUU
This is a messenger RNA of Lotus japonicus, 1363 nucleotides long. Its product is annotated as glycine-rich cell wall structural protein 1.0-like. The record is from RefSeq and is a predicted model, not a curated record. The coding region runs from base 29 to 1141 and encodes 370 amino acids. The transcript is spliced from 3 exons. NCBI's taxonomy places the organism in Eukaryota, Viridiplantae, Streptophyta, Magnoliopsida, Fabales, Fabaceae.